This is a messenger RNA of Python bivittatus (Burmese python), 2148 nucleotides long. NCBI's taxonomy places the organism in Eukaryota, Metazoa, Chordata, Lepidosauria, Squamata, Pythonidae. The record is from RefSeq and is a predicted model, not a curated record.
CUAAAGAGGGGUAUAAGAGUCUUGCCUUUCGCUUCCUAACUGGAGCGCUGAGUGGGACGGUGUGGUAAUGGGGAAAGGGGUGCCGGGAGGCCAGGGCAGACUGCGGGCACACGAAGUUGUCAUCCUGCUCCGCUGAAAGGGCUACCCAUUUCCGCGCUACCCGGCGCGAGGCGCGAGGCAGGCGCUGGUCUGCUCGGAGACGGGUCCCAGACCGGGCAGGAGAGAAAGCGUCGCCCCAGGAGCCGCGGUCCCGCCCAGGUACAGCCGAGGAAAGGGGCGUGGAGGCCCAGGCGGCUGACAGCCCGCGGAAAUGCGGAGGCUCCCGUGGCCGUCCUGUGCUUUCCCUCCCCGCUUUUUCGCCGGAAGAUUGGGAACUUCUUAGCCGGCUGGGGAAAUGGAGACGCAGCUGACCGUGUGCUAAGAAGCAGCCGACAAGCCGCUUGAAAGCCUGAAUCGGUUGGGAUCUCGCCUGCCUAGUGGGCUGCCCGCAGCUGCAUUCCGGUUCCCGGAAAUCCCGCGCGCCCUCGGUGGCUGGAAGUCGCCCCGCUGGUCAUUGACACUGGCAGUCGAAUCUCGGCCGCGGGAGAAGGAGAGGAUCUUGAAACACUGCUUGGAAUUAGCUGCCAAACGUUGUUACCGUUGCCGGAUUGAAAAACUGGAGAAGUUUGUAUAUCUUCAGAGACAAGAUCCACAGAGAGUUCCCAUCUAGGACGGAGGCAAAGGUCAAGGAAAGCGACUUUAAUAUCCUAUCAGACCUGUUUCCAGCCUACAAAAGCUGCCAUGGAGCAGAUCAGUAAUUUUUUCCACUCCAUCUGGUCGUUCAUCUGCUUAAAACAUCAGGAGGGCAUCUAUAACACGGUCUGCCUCGCUGUUUUGUUGGGGUUACCUGUUCUCGUCCUCCUUGUUGGAAUGUUCAUCUGUUGCCAUUGUUGUUUUUGCGGCCGGCCGCAAAGGGACAAAAGUAGCCCCAGCAGUCCAACCCAAGGGAAGAGAAGAAAUAAUAUUAUGAAGAAGAAGAAGAAAAAGAAGGAAGAGGACCUGUGGAUUUCAGCCCAGCCCAAAGUGCUCCUGCUGGAAAAGAGGCCAUCAUUGUUGGUCUAGAGGAAGGCAGGUGGACAAGAGUUAUUUCCCUUCUCAUAAUGUGUUCAGCUCUGCAUCAUAAACCUGAGAACAUAUCAUGCUGACUUACUUCCAUAUGAGGGAAGCUACUUUUUAAGCUUAGGAAUGUGGCUGGCAUUUUUAAGUUGGACAUACGUUUUACAAGCAAGCUGCAACAUUGCACCCAUCCAGAAUGAAUGAAUGGUGCUCAUCCACUGAAUACAUAUUACUUCAGUGUACACCGAAGAAUAAGCUUACAUUGACUCAGUAGCACAUUUUACUCUACAACUAGGCACUCGUGGCCUUAGGAUGCAGAAUUCAAACUAGAUUUUUUGCUUUGCCUAACAUAGCUUGCACUGAAAGCUUAUGUGCACUAGUAAGUAAGAAAGCAAGUAAACACUGCUGUACACAUGUAUGUAUAUUACCAUACACAUUUACUUAUACAAUCAGAUGCACUGAUGUGUAAGCCAAGAUACUGGUUUUUAAAAGGAAUUAUAUCAUCAUGGAGGAGAAGUCUAUCGAUGAUUAUUUGCCUAGUUUUGGAAGAAAGUUGCUGAGCUAGUUGGGCCCUUGGUCUGAACAUUGGAGCAAAUAAGGAGUCCCCUUAUUAAUAAAAUUGUCUCACAUUCUUCUCCAUAUGUUAUCUAGUUAGGGUUUUAUAAGUUUUGUAAUUGUUACACAUUGCUCAGCUUACCAAUAAUAUCAGCUUUCAUAAGGGCUAGGUUUUUAGGACUUCUGGCUAUGCUGACAGCUUAAUAAAUACCAAAUUUUGUGGUGGGGGGAGUUUAAGGAUCAGAAAGAUGAGACCUUAAUGUCCCACAAGUAGCAGAAGAAUAAAUUACACAAAAUAUGCACAUAUAUACAAUUUAUUUUUCCAGCACAUCAGUCUGUAUCUAUCUCCAAACAUCUGGAACUCUUAUUUACAGUUCUGCAUUGCAGUCUUUGGAUUAAGAAUGCCAGGGUUACAGAUGACCCCUAGUUAAGAACGGAGCCUAUUAUAGCAAUAUUUGAGUUAAAUACACAAUGGUUCGAGUUCAUUACACAGUACUA